Molecule: messenger RNA, 932 nt
Organism: Solanum stenotomum
Lineage: Eukaryota; Viridiplantae; Streptophyta; Magnoliopsida; Solanales; Solanaceae
Exons: 1
Coding region: 64-915 (283 amino acids)
Source: RefSeq, a predicted model, not a curated record
UUCGACCUUUCACAUUUAUACUUUCUCUCUCUAUAUAUUUUCUUUCUUCUUUCUCUCUCUAGAAUGCCUCAAGUUGAUUUGGAAACUCUAGUUUCGGCCUGUGCCGGCGGCGGAAGUGACCGGAAAGUUGCAUGUGAGACUUUGGCUGACAGCGACGACGGCGAAAAACGUGUGAAAGACGAUGAGAAGCAAUCGGAACAUCCGCCUGAUUUUCCGCCGGAAUCGUUCUGGCUUUCGAAAGAUGCUGAGUUCGAUUGGUUCGAUCGGAACGCCUUUUUGGACCGUAAACAGUCUACGAAAGGUAUCGGUCCAGGUUCAAAUUCGAGUUCGCAGAGAUUUUCGUCGACUUUGAAAAGUAAGGCUUCGAUUAUUGGAUUUCCGAAGACUAGUUACGUCGAUUCGAAACGGAGAACAUGUAAACCGGCGAACAUUAGGCUUUUUCCGGCGAAAAGGUCUGAAUCCACGAUGAAAUCGGCUUCGGUUACGGAACCGUCGUCACCGAAGGUAUCUUGUAUGGGAAGAGUGAGAUCGAAACGUAGAUCACGAAGCCGACGAUCAUCGGAGAAAUCAAAAAAAUGUGAAAAAAAUUCACUCGAGAGAUCACGAAGCAACAAUGGAGAGAAACGCAAAUCCGGAUUCUGUUCACGAUUACUAUCAAUAUUCCGAUCUAAUCGGAGUAAAAAAAAGCCGGCAAGUUCCAGUACUGAUAAAACGCUAGGUUCAAAGUCGACGACGGAGCCGAUAAAACCGCUGAGAAAGAGCAAAAGUGUGAGUGUAGGGAAAACUCGCGGAGGAGCUCCGGUUAGUGUUGAACCGGUUUUUUCUGAACCGGCUGGUUUAGGAGGGAUGAAACGGUUCUCUUCCGGCCGGCGAUCGGAAUCAUGGGGAGGCGAUGAAAUCAACGCAGUUGUUUAAGUGGGUCCCAAUGAAAG